This is a messenger RNA of Staurois parvus, 365 nucleotides long. The record is from the annotation of a GenBank genome assembly. Lineage: Eukaryota; Metazoa; Chordata; Amphibia; Anura; Ranidae.
GUCUCCCCACACUGCUGCUGGGGGGAUUUUUUAACAUAGGCCUCUGCCUCUGUAUGGCCUUCAAUUGAAGCUGCUUCUGCUCCGCCACUCUGCCAUUGGACUCUUGAUAGUCGUCUCCCCACACUGCUGCUGGGGGGACUUUUUAACAUAGGCCUCUGUAUGGCCUUCAAUUUAAGCUGCUUACGCUUCGCCACUCUGCCAUGGGCCCCUGUUACCGCCUCCUCUUGCUGCUGCCAGGUCCAGAGUGUGUCAUGGGUCCCUGUACGGCCUCCCAUUGCUGCUGACUUCAUCGCCAGACUCUGCCAUGUGCCACUUUCAGGUCUCCUUACACUGUUGGUGGGUUCCAUUUUGUGAUAGGGUGCUGU